AUGGCUGAAGAGCAGAGAAGUCUGAGAAGCGUCUAUUUGAGCGCAGAAGCAAAGCGGCAAGAGUUGGAAGGCUUGGGCAACAGCAAUACUGAGGAUUAUCAAGAUACCCUCUCAUCGGCCAUCAAACUUUACGAAGACUGUUUACGAAUAGCCGAUGAAGUAUCUCUAUUCAGCCCGAAUGAAACACUAGAAGAUGUCUCCUCUGGCGACCUACAAUAUUUCCUUAUCAAUCACCAGCUUGCGGAGCUGGUCCAGCGGUUGACCGGCAUCGAACGGCGGAAGGAAAACCUGUUGGCCGCAAGAUCAUGUUAUGAAAGCUUUCUGAAACUCCUAGACGCAUAUGAUCUGUUAUCUAAAUCAGAUAGCAAGCUUUUGGAGCAGUAUCAUGAUGGACCUGACCGGUUCUCAGUCGCAUCCACGACUGAUGCUUCAGCUCGAAGAGAGACGAAGAUUGCGCGGUUUCGAGAAGAGAAAGAUUUAAAGCAGCGGCUCCAACAACUACGCCAAAAUCCCACGGCGCAGACGGAAGAUUCCACUAUUCGCUCCCUUCAUUUAGGUUCAAUUAGUCUCGCUGUCCACCACACAUUCGCCUCCCUUGAAUCUAUAUCACAGGAGCUGCAAAUCCUCGCUCUAAUGCCCUCUGAACCUUCAAAUGCUUCCAACCCUGCUGACGCCCGCUCUCAAUCCCGCGAUGGAGACGCCUACUCCGACCGUCUGGUUUCCGGCCUGGGCGGUGCUGGCCUUGGAAAAUACACCGGCCCCAUUCUCUCCGCUCAGGGGAAACCCCUCCGGCCCUUCACUCUCCUGGACAAGCGAACCCAGCUUCGCGACGGCGUGUUCCGCCCAUCUCACACACUCCCGAGCAUGAGCAUCGACGAGUACCUGGAAGAGGAGAGAAAGCGGGGUGGGAUCAUCGAGGGCGGUGGAGAGGCUAGUGGGAUACGGCCGGAAGUUGAUGAAGACGACUUGGAUAAGGCAGACGAAGAGACGAUGAAGGCGAGGGCGUGGGAUGAGUACACGGAGGCAAACCCGAAAGGAAGUGGAAACACUAUAAACCGUGGGUGA
Messenger RNA from Eremomyces bilateralis CBS 781.70, 1065 nucleotides. Its product is annotated as TAP42-like protein. The coding region runs from base 1 to 1065 and encodes 354 amino acids. Gene Ontology annotation, cellular component: cytosol. The record is from RefSeq and is a predicted model, not a curated record. Gene Ontology annotation, molecular function: protein phosphatase 2A binding. NCBI's taxonomy places the organism in Eukaryota, Fungi, Ascomycota, Dothideomycetes, Eremomycetales, Eremomycetaceae. Gene Ontology annotation, biological process: regulation of dephosphorylation; regulation of signal transduction. The transcript has 2 exons.